UUUCGAAUCGUCUGGAGAAUAACUUCAUUAAUUAAUUAAUUUUAGUAAACGAAUGUGAUAAUAUUGUUGUAAAAAUUUUCUGUUGGCACAAAACAGCUUUAAAAUUUCACAAGUGCGAAUUCAAUUGGAUCAGAUCAAUCGCUAAAUUUUAGUAACCCACAAAAGCCACCACUUUGACUGUCUGAAGAGGCAGCCUUGGAGCAGAUGAACAAAAAAUCAAUGGAGGCGACUGGCAACGACUCGGAGCUGGCUAAGAGUGAGGAGCUGCCGCGGAAGGAUAACGAGCAUCAUGGCGAUGGGCAAGGAGACGUAGAACUGGCUCUCAACGAGGUGGAUGAGACCGAUCCCAAGCUCGACGAUGAGCAAGAGUACGAGUGUGAGGGAAGGCAUCGCAUACCCAAGCUGGGAAAGAAGAGAUCCGCCUCCUAUCGCCCUGGUGAACGUGCGCGGGAUGCUCGUCUGCAGAAGCCACAAAACUCGGACGAGAUUGGGGCGAAGCUGAAGGAGGAGCUGUGCAAGUACAAGCAGGAGCUGCAGGAGUACAACGAGACGACCAAGGAUCUGGAGGAGAAGUACAUGAAGAUCAACUACCAGCUGAGCGGACUGCAGCAGCAGCACGACCAGUUUGUGGCCACGCGUGGCAGCAGCUCCGACCAGGAGGACGAGGAGGAGGAGAUGGACGGCGUGGCUGAUGUCUACAACUACAAGUCCUCGACCAGCAUUGCCUCCAAUGUGUCCCUGGAGCAGAGCAGCAGCAAGAUCUUUCGCAGCAGCAGCAGCUUCAUGACUGUCCUGGAGGCGCCCAACUCCUAUGAGGAUCUGCACCAGAAGAAGCAGAAGCUGUACCCCAGGGAGAAGCACUCCCCGUCGAAGAAGAUGAGUCUGUCCGAUCAGGUGAGCGGCGAGUACAGCAGCCACAUUGUGGAGACGCUGGCAAGUCGCCAGGCCAGGCGUCGCCAGCGUUCGAUAAGGGAGCAGGACGAGGACGAGGACGAGGACGAUGACGAUCUGGAGGAUCAAGAGAACCAGCCCGCUUCGAUCAAGGAUGUCUACAAGGUGCUCAAAGACGUGAUGAAUACCUCUCAGGAUCAUCACAAGUACAAGCAGGAGCGGGGGCAUCCAAGGGAGCGCGAAGGCAGCUCCACGCGUGAGCUCUACACGACCAUCAACAGCCUGAAGACCGAGCAGGGACAAUAUCGCAACAUCAUACGACAGCAAAAGGAUCGACUGUCCGACUACCAUUCGAGGUGUGUCAAGGCGCAGGAGAUCAUGAAGACGCAGAAGCACGAGAUCGACAAGCUGCACGUCAACAACAAGCAGCUGGAGUCGAGCAUCUACCACGACAUCGACUCACUCCGCUCGAAGAUCGAUGUGAAGCUGAAGCACAUCUCGCACCUGCCGCAGCUGAUGCGGGAGGAGCACAGCAAGUACGAGAAGGCCGUGCGGGAGAACUGCAAGCUGGUGGACAAGCUGCGAGUGCUGCACCAGGAGGCCAAUCAGCUGAAGCUGAAGAUCGACGAGCUGGGGCGCCGCAAGCUGGUGACCAUCAACCGCCUGAAGGCUGCCGAGCGUGACCUGAAGAUCUUCAAGAACUACAAUGCAGCCCUCAAGACGGAGAAGCGACGCCUGUCCGAGGAGCUGAGCAGCGUCAAGCAGCAGCUGGAGUCGCUGCAGUCGGCCAGCAAGCGGCAAAUGUGCCGCCAUCGAGAGCAGAGCGAGAAGCAGCGCCGCGAGCUGCAGAAGCGCAUCUUCGACCUCGAGCUGAAGCUCAGCCGCAGCCAGAAUUCCACCUCGAGCUUGAUCCAAGAGCGCGACAGUCUCAUUGCCGAGCUGCAGGCCCAGCUGCACACGUUGGUGCACAACUUUGAGGUCUCCCAGAAACACAUUCGCGUGCUGCGACGACACAUCUACUCCAUGACAUCGGGUGGCACCAGCAGCGGCAUAAGCGGCAGUGGAGGAAUUGGUGGCCCCGCCAGUGCCGGCAUUGGCUCGGUUCGGCCCAACGAGUCUUCGGGCAUUGGUCGGGCCAAUCAAAGUUCCCAGGGAUCCAGCGCCGGACGCAGUAAUCCACGCAUGAUGCUAAUGAAGGCCAAGACCUAAGCAACUUGAAGAUAUGGCUCACACCCUCUAGAGGAAAUGGAGACCGAGGGCUUGCGAUGCAUAUAAUCAAGUUGUUUGGGUCUUACACUU
Molecule: messenger RNA, 2190 nt
Organism: Drosophila guanche
Lineage: Eukaryota; Metazoa; Arthropoda; Insecta; Diptera; Drosophilidae
Product: myosin-4
Exons: 1
Coding region: 205-2100 (631 amino acids)
Biological process (GO): regulation of cilium assembly
Cellular component (GO): centrosome
Source: RefSeq, a predicted model, not a curated record